Xenopus laevis (African clawed frog) is the source of this 1581-nucleotide messenger RNA. RefSeq names its product proline-rich extensin-like protein EPR1. NCBI's taxonomy places the organism in Eukaryota, Metazoa, Chordata, Amphibia, Anura, Pipidae. The record is from RefSeq and is a predicted model, not a curated record. The coding region runs from base 1 to 1581 and encodes 526 amino acids. The transcript has a single exon.
AUGAGGGGCAUUUUUCAAUGUUCUGGCACAGCCUCUAUCCACCGGCACCCGCUCUAUCCACCUGCACCCGCUCUAUCCACUGGCACCCCCUCUACCCCCCCUCUCCACCGGCACCCCCUCUACCCACCGGCAACCGCUCUACCCACCGGCACCCGCUCUAUCCACCGGCACCCGCUCUAUCCACCGGCACCCCCUCUGCCCGCUCUAUCCACCGGCACCCCUCUCUCCACCGGCACCCCCUCUAUCCACCGGCACCCGCUCUAUCCACCGGCACCCGCUCUAUCCACCGGCACCCCCUCUCUCCACCGGCACCCCCUCUCUCCACCGACACCCGCUCUAUCCACCGGCACCCCUCUGCCCGCUCUCUCCACCGGCACCCCCUCUCUCCACCGGCACCCCCUCUCUCCACCGGCACCCCCUCUCUCCACCGGCACCCGCUCUCUCCACCGGCACCCGCUCUAUCCACCGGCACCCCCUCUCUCCACCGGCACCCGCUCUAUCCACCGGCACCCCCUCUACCCGCUCUAUCCACCAGCACCCCCUCUCUCCACCGGCACCCCCUCUCUCCACCGGCACCCCCUCUCUCCACCGGCACCCCCUCUCUCCACCGGCACCCCCUCUCUCCACCGGCACCCGCUCUCUCCACCGGCACCCGCUCUCUCCACCGGCACCCGCUCUACCCACCGGCACCCGCUCUACCCACCGGCACCCGCUCUACCCACCGGCACCCGCUCUACCCACCGGCACCCCCUCUACCCACCGGCACCCGCUCUACCCACCGGCACCCGCUCUACCCACCGGCACCCCCUCUACCACCGGCACCCGCUCUACCCACCGGCACCCCCUCUAUCCACCGGCACCCCCUCUACCCACCGGCACCCCCUCUACCCACCGGCACCCCCACUAUCCACCGGCACCCCCUCUAUCCACCGGCACCCCCUCUACCCACCGGCACCCCCUCUACCCACCGGCACCCCCUCUACCCACCGGCACCCCCUCUACCCACCGGCACCCCCUCUACCCACCGGCACCCGCUCUACCCACCGGCACCCCCUCUACCCACCGGCACCCGCUCUACCCACCGGCACCCGCUCUACCCACCGGCACCCGCUCUACCCACCGGCACCCGCUCUACCCACCGGCACCCCCUCUACCCACCGGCACCCGCUCUACCCACCGGCACCCGCUCUACCCACCGGCACCCCCUCUACCCACCGGCACCCGCUCUACCCACCGGCACCCCCUCUAUCCACCGGCACCCCCUCUACCCACCGGCACCCCCUCUACCCACCGGCACCCCCACUAUCCACCGGCACCCCCUCUAUCCACCGGCACCCCCUCUACCCACCGGCACCCCCUCUACCCACUGGCACCCCCUCUACCCACCGGCACCCCCUCUACCCACCGGCACCCCCUCUACCCACCGGCACCCGCUCUAUCCACCGGCACCCCCUCUACCCGCUCUAUCCACCGGCACCCCCUCUCUCCACCGGCACCCCCUCUCUCCACCGGCACCCCCUCUCUCCACCGGCACCCGCUCUAGCCACCGGCACCCGCUCUAGCCACCGGCACCCGCUCUAG